CCUCGACAUAUUUCUAUGGAAAAUUUCCGCACACCAAAUUUUGGACUUGUAUCUGAAGUUCUUCUCUGGCUUGUGAAAAGGCCACCAAGGCACAUAUAAAACUCAACACUAAGAAGCUUUAUCAAGCAGAUGGGUAUGCAGUGAAAGAACUAUUGAAGAUCACCUCUGUCCUUUAUAAUGCUAUGAAGACCAAAGGGAUGGAGGGCUCUAAAAUAGGAGAGGAUGAUAUCAGCAAGUUCAAGUUUGACCUUGGCUCAAAGGAACUGAGAACAGAAGCAAUUGCCAGACCUUUGGAGAUAAAUGAGACUGAAAAAGUGAUGAGGAUUGCAAUAAAAGAUAUUUUGGCACAGGUUCAGAAGACAAAGGACCUGCUCAACAACGUGGCCUCUGACGAAGCUAAUUUAGAAGCCAAAAUUGAAAAGAGGAAAUUAGAACUGGAAAGAAAUCGGAAGCGACUCCAGACUCUGCAGAGUGUCAGGCCAGCCUUCAUGGAUGAAUAUGAGAAGAUUGAGGAAGAAUUGCAAAAACAGUAUGACAUUUACCUAGAGAAAUUUAGAAAUCUGGCUUAUCUGGAACAACAGCUUGAGGAUCAUCAUAGGAUGGAACAAGAGAGGUUUGAGGAAGCUGAAAAUACUCUCCGACUGAUGCAGAACAAGCUGAAGGAAGAAGAAAAGCGACUGCUCAAGAGUGGAAGUCAUGAUGAGUCGGACAUUGACAUCCAGGAGGAUGAUGAAUCUGACAGUGAACUGGAAGAGAGACGGCUGUCCAAGCCGAGGACCGCCAUGGAGAUGCUCAUGCAAGGAAGACCUAGCAAACGCAUCGUGGGCACAAUGCAAGGUGGAGACUCUGAUGAUGAUAUGGAAGCAGCACCAGCUCUGUUAGGUAAAUGCAAGACUUCCAGCUCCAAGAAGCAGGAAGACUCAGAGGACAGUGAGAUUGACAUGGAAGAUGAUGAAGAAGACGACGACGAUUUGGAAGAUGAGAGCAUUGCUCUCUCACCAGCUAAGCCCAGUCAAAGGGUCCGGAAACCUGAGCCCCUGGAUGAGAGUGACAAUGACUUCUGACCUUCUUGCCAAAGGACCCAGGCAGAUUAAAACCCUCAGAUUUGUAGGUAAACAGGAACUUAGAAGGUUAGAAAGGAAACAUAUUUUGUUCCCUAAGCCUGCUGGACUCAUUGUUAAUGAAGCAAUACCUGUUUUCUCUUAGCCUCCUAUGUGUUACUCCAUGAAGCUUAACAAGAACCAGAGCGAACCCCAAAGAUGAUUUUUCUUUUCUUUUCCUCAUUUAUCUCCUAAAACUUGGGAAAUGCAUGUGUUCUUAGUUAUUCACAUCCACAGGACAAAAACUUGAGGAGAAAUAAGUUUCUAUGUGAGUCUUGGCUAUCGUUGUUACACAUUUCCUCUGAGAGUCAGAGGGACAGACGUGGGGCUGGGACUGGGUACAAGAACUCACUUUAGGAAUUAUAGCUGAGUGUCUGACUAUUAAUAUCUUGUACAAUUUAUAAGCUUUUAAUUCUAGCCUUUAUUUCAUUUUAUAGUCUUAUUUUCUUCUGCAUGCUCACAAUACCAAGCUUUAAAUUUAUUUUACUAAAAUUUUCUGAGUGAAAGUUAGCUAAGUUAGAUGAAAACCAAUUUUUCUUGAAAGUCAGGCAACACAUAGAUCCUCCAGAUUAUAAAUACUCGAUUUUAUAUCAGAAGGCUGACAUUCUUUUUUAGGAAAUCAAAUUAAGGAAAACAUGUUAGUACAGAUUCGUGCUUCUGAUUUAAAAAAAUAAACCAGAAUUGAAUUAGGUGGAGUAGCACUAGAAUUUCCCUGUUGUGAAAUGAGAAGUGACAGAUAGGUGGCGUUGUUUUGGUUUUUUAAUAUGGAAAGCACAGAACAGUUUUCAUUUCUUUUUCAAUUAUAAAGUCAGAAGAGUCCUGAAGUUACUUAUCUCUUAAUACAUGUAUUUAAUACCAUAUUUUUAUAUUAUUAAAUAAGUUUUACUUGAAA
This is a messenger RNA of Hipposideros armiger (great roundleaf bat), 1992 nucleotides long. It is a transcript of the gene IFT38, whose product is annotated as intraflagellar transport 38. NCBI's taxonomy places the organism in Eukaryota, Metazoa, Chordata, Mammalia, Chiroptera, Hipposideridae. The coding region runs from base 183 to 1064 and encodes 293 amino acids. Gene Ontology annotation, cellular component: cilium; microtubule organizing center; intraciliary transport particle B. The transcript is spliced from 10 exons. The record is from RefSeq and is a predicted model, not a curated record. Gene Ontology annotation, biological process: cilium assembly.